AUGGAAAAUAGGGAGGACUAUUUUGUGAACUUGAUGAAUGAGAGCAACAAUGUUGAUGAUCUUGAACUGUGUAGUCCAAUUGGGGAGCAAGAGUUCCCGAUUGAACAUGCAUCUCCCCCUGUUAGAAAGAGUCAAAAAAGAUCAGCCAAUUACAGUGAGAAGGAAGAUGAGGCGUUGGUGUUGGCAUGGCAAAAUAUUAGUCUAGAUGCAGUCCAUGGCAACGAGCAAUCUCGUGCAACUUAUUGGAGAGAAUUCAUGCUUACUUCAAUGAGCACAAAGAGUAUUGUGCAGGCAUGUGCUUUGUACAAAGAAAAAGACAAGCAACAUAGGUCCUUCCAAAUGUUGCAUUGUUGGAAUUUGUUGAAGCACAAUGAAAAGUGGAUUAGUAGGGUAGUUGAGAUGAAUGCAAAGAAACAAAAGACAACUGCCAAGUUAUCUCCUAGUACAUCUUCUCCUAGUACCAACUCAAAUAGUUGCGAAGGCCAUCAUGAUGCACUAGAUCUUGAGAAUGAGACUGUGACUAUGAGAAGACCAACUGGCAGGAAAUCGGAGAAAGAAAAAUUACGGCGAGGUGGUGAUAACUUGUACAAGGAAGCUCUAGAUAAUUUGUGGGCAAAGAAGGAAGAGGCAGAGGCCGUGAAAGAGAAGAAAAAAGAAGAGCGCUAUGAACGAGCAUAUGCGCUAGAACAAGAGAGGUUGGCAAUUGAGGGGAGAGCCUAUGAACUUGAUAAAGAGAAGGUUGCAAUUGAGGCAAAAAAAUUUAAGGUAAAAAGCCAAGCGAUAGAACUCAAGAGAAUUAAGGAGGAAGAGAGAAUUAUGUUUAUGGAUCUUAGUGGCAUGAGUGAGGCACAAAAACAAUACUACAUGAGCUUGCAGAAUGAGAUCCUAACUCGACGAGCCUGUACCUCUAGUUGA
Phragmites australis (common reed) is the source of this 915-nucleotide messenger RNA. RefSeq names its product glutathione S-transferase T2-like. The transcript has 2 exons. Bases 1 to 915 code for a protein of 304 amino acids. The record is from RefSeq and is a predicted model, not a curated record. Lineage: Eukaryota; Viridiplantae; Streptophyta; Magnoliopsida; Poales; Poaceae.